UCUAAACGUCAAACUGCGCAAACAAUCGGUUUGCUGGCAGUACUCGCUGAAAUUCCAUCCCACGUGAGGUCUCCGGUUCAUGAGCCACCGUCCAUCUCCCGGAACAGCCGCUGCCACGGUUCCCAACCUCGCUGGUCACCUGCGGCGUUCAUCAAAACCACAAUUUCGAGCUUUGUCGAUUUUGAUUUUCAGUCUGAUAUCAAUAGUUUAGCAAACUCCGAUCCCCAUAAGAAAAGUAAAUUUAAUUGAAACCCUAGCUCCAUCGAGCAGUUUUGAAGAGAUUGGGAGCGCUGGGGGCAGAUCAGUCUCGUCAGGGCCCGUUUGCGGCGAACCUGGGUUUAUGGUUCUUCCCCUUCAUUCGUAACCCUAAUGCUCGCCGAACCGGAUACCUAGGCCAGCUGCCUCCCAUGGAUUUCGUCAGUCGCCACGCAACGUCCGACGCCGACCAGAAUCAUGCCUCUACAUCGACUGUGGAGCCGACGAAUUCUGUGGCUCCAAAUUCCUCUAACCGUUCUGCUUCCGCUGCUGCCGGCCCUGCAGUUCCUGAGGAGCCAGAAUACCUGUCUCGCUACAUGGUUGUCAAACACUCGUGGCGUGGUCGGUAUAAGCGUAUUCUUUGCAUCUCGGAGUCUGCGAUCAUUACGCUAGACCCUUCGACGCUUGCGGUAACGAAUUCGUUUGACGUGUCCAACGACUUUGAGGGGGCUGCUCCUGUGCUGGGCAGGGGCGACGAUGGCGACGGCGGCGCGCAAGUGUUCACUGUGAGUGUGAGGACGGACGGACGCGGAAAAUUCAAGGCGAUCAAGUUAUCUUCGAGGUAUAGGGCGAGAAUCCUUACGGAGAUGCACUUGCUCAGGUCGGGCAAACUCGGGCAAAUCACUGAAUUCCAGGUGCUUCAUCUGCGGCGGAGGACCUCGCAUUGGGUUCCAUAUAAACUGAAAGUUACAGCUGUGGGAGUUGAACUAGUAGAAACACAGUCUGGAGUUAUAAGGUGGUGCUUGGACUUCAGAGACAUGGAUACACCUGCUAUUGUAGUUUUGACAGAUAAAUAUGGAAAGAGAAGUACUGAACCUGAAGGGUUUUUACUUUGCCCCUUAUAUGGAAGAAAGAGUAAAGCUUUUGCCGCUGCCUCUGGUAGCGCCAGCUCCACAAUUAUUUCAUAUAUUACUAAAGCUGCAAGAUCUUCGGUUGGUUUGUUAUUAUCCGUUGACACUUCUCAAUCACUGACCAUACCAGAUUUUAUUAAACAAAGGGCCAAGCAAGCGGUUGGAGGAGAUCAAACCCCUCUUGGGGAAUGGUCUGUUACGAGAUUGCGGUCUGGUGCACAUGGUACAGCUAAUGUCAUGGGCUUAAGUAUUGGUGUUGGACCUAAGGGUGGACUUGGUCAACAAGGGGAUUCGGUGUCUCGACAACUUGUGCUUACAAAGACUUCAUUGAUUGAAAGGCGCCCUGAUAAUUAUGAGGCUGUUAUUAUUCGAUCACUUUCUACAGUUACUUCUCUUGUAAGGUUUGCUGAAGAACCACAGAUGUUUGCUGUGGAAUUUAGCGAUGGUUGCCCUAUUCAUGUUUAUGCGAGCACAUCGCGUGAUAGUUUACUUGCAGCUAUACGUGAUGUUCUUCAGACUGAGGGACAAUACCCUGUUCCUUUGUUGCCAAGAUUGACCAUGCCUGGUCACCGAUUAGAUCCUCCUUGUGGAAGGGUAUAUUUGCAGACACAACUUCUUGUUUCACAGCGCCCUGUUGCUGAUAUAGAAAGUGCUGCUAUGCAUUUAAAGCACCUUGCUGCUGCUGCCAAGGAUGCUGUAGCUGAAGGAGGUUCAGUUCCUGGCUCGAGAGCAAAGUUGUGGCGUCGAAUAAGGGAAUUCAAUGCAUGCAUAGCCUACAGUGGUAUUCCUCACAGUGUUGAGGUGCCUGAGGUAGUUCUUAUGGCUUUGAUCACAAUGCUUCCAGCAACUCCUAAUCUCCCUGCAGGGGCUCCACCCCCUCCACCUCCAUCGCCAAAAGCAGCUGCUACUGUGAUGGGCUUCAUCGCAUGCCUGCGUAGAUUACUUGCUUCAAGAAAUGCUGCAUCUCAUGUAAUGUCAUUUCCUGCUGCUGUAGGGAGAAUAAUGGGAUUACUCAGAAAUGGAUCUGAGGGGGUAGCAGCCGAGGCUGCAGGGCUUAUUUCUAUGCUUAUCGGUGGUGGUCCUGGUGAUCCUAGUUUAGUAAUGGACUCAAAGGGGGAACGACAUGCCACUUUAAUGCAUGCUAAAUCAGUGUUAUUUGCAAAUCAACAUUAUGUUAUCAUCCUUGUCAAUAGGUUGAAACCAACCUCUGUCUCACCUUUGCUUUCAAUGGCGGUUGUUGAAGUUCUUGAAGCCUUGCUUUGUGAACCUCAUGGUGAAACAACACAACAUACUACUUUUGUGGAGUUAUUGAGGCAAGUUGCUGCAUACUUAUUCUCACUGUUUGGGCGUCCUGCUGUAAGUGUUAGGGAAACGGUUGCUGUUAUCAUGCGUACGAUUGCAGAGGAAGAUGCUAUCGCUGCCGAGUCUAUGCGAGAUGCUGCUUUGAGAGACGGUGCUCUCCUUAGACACCUGCUUCAUGCGUUUUUCCAUCCAGCUGGUGAGAGACGUGAUGUUAGUAGACAACUUGUAGCUUUGUGGGCUGAUUCAUAUCAACCUGCUUUAGAUUUACUGUCAAGAGUUCUUCCUCCUGGGCUUGUUGCAUAUUUACAUACACGUUUUGAUGAAUCCUCUGAGGAUUUACAGAAUGAUGAUGCUCCUUUGACCAAGAAGAGGCAAAGGGGCAUACUGCAACAAAGAAAGGGUCGUUUUAUGAGGGGUGUAACUUAUCGUGAAAAUGAUUUAUUUCCUAGUAAUGGCGAAAAUGGAGAUUUGGUUAAACAGAUGGGGAUCGGCACCUUUGAGGGGACUCAGAAUUAUGAAAGACAUACCCAAGAGUCCAUUUCUAUUCAGUUUCCAACAUACACUUCAGUUCCUGGUGGUAACAUGGCAAGUGAAUAUUCUUAUGCUGCAACCCCACAAAAUGCUAAUAUGGCCACUGCUUCUGCUGACAAGUUCCUUCAAAAUACGCAGUUAUUAAAUCCAAAUCCACUUUUAACUGAUUCUGAGGCCAAUCGAGUUGACUCCUUAAAUUCUGAACUACCUGCUCCUGCUCAAGUUGUUGUUGAGAGCACUCCUGUAGGGUCUGGUAGGUUACUGUGUAACUGGUUUGAGUUUUGGAGGGCAUUUGGUUUAGAUCACAACCGUGCAGACUUAAUAUGGAAUGAACGCACCAGACAGGAACUAAGAGAAGCUUUACAACUUGAAGUUCACAAAUUAGAUGUUGAGAAGGAGCGAACUGAAGACAUUGUGCCGGGAACUGCUGUGACAAAAAGUGACGCAGAACUUGAAAGUUUACCUAACAUAUCAUGGAAUUAUGCUGAGUUUUCAGUUAGUUACGCCAGUUUGUCAAAAGAGGUCUGCGUGGGCCAAUAUUAUCUCAGGUUAUUACUUGAAAGCAACAGUUGUUGUCAGGCACAGGAUUUUCCUUUACGUGAUCCAGUUGCUUUUUUUAGAGCAUUGCAUCAUCGUUUCUUGUGUGAUGCAGACAUUGGGCUUACUGUGGAUGGUGCUAUUCCUGAUGAAUUAGGUUCCUCGGAUGACUGGUGUGAUAUGGGUAGAUUAGAUGGUUUUGGUGGAGGAGGUGGUUCCUCAGUCCGGGAACUAUGUGCAAGGGCAAUGGCUAUUGUUUAUGAGCAGCACCAUAAUGUCAUUGGCCCUUUUGAUGGUACAGCACAUAUUACAGUUUUGCUGGAUAGAACAGAUGAUCGUGUAUUGAGGCAUCGCCUACUUCUUUUAUUAAAGGCCUUAAUGAAAGUUCUUCCUAAUGUUGAAGCUUGUGUUUUAGUUGGAGGGUGUGUCUUAGCUGUUGAUCUUUUGACUGUUGCCCAUGAAGCAUCUGAAAGAACUUCCAUACCUCUGCAGUCUAAUUUGAUUGCAGCAACAGCUUUCAUGGAACCAUUAAAGGAAUGGAUGUACAUGAACAAGGAUGGUGCAGAAAUUGGACCUCUGGAGAAAGAUGCAAUUAGAAGGCUUUGGUCGAAGAAAGCCAUUGAUUGGACAACUCGAUUUUGGUCUUCUGGUAUGCUUGACUGGAAGAAAUUGCGCGACAUUCGUGAAUUACGUUGGGCACUAGCUCUCCGUGUUCCUGUUUUAACUCAUGUUCAGGUGGGGGAGAUUGCAUUAUCGAUAUUGCAUAGCAUGGUGUCUGCACAUUCUGAUCUAGAUGAUGCUGGAGAGAUAGUGACCCCAACACCCAGAGUUAAGCGUAUUCUAUCAAGUCCUCGAUGCCUUCCACAUGUUACGCAGGCUUUACUAACUGGAGAACCAAGCAUUGUUGAUGGCACUGCUUCUCUUCUAAAGGCUAUUGUAACUAGAAACCCAAAAGCAAUGGUUCAACUUUACAGUACUGGGGCAUUUUACUUCGCUCUUGCAUAUCCUGGAUCUAAUCUGCUUUCUAUUGCACAUCUCUUCUCUUUAACACAUGUACAUCAAGCAUUUCAUGGUGGUGAAGAGGCAGCUGUCUCUUCAUCCUUGCCUUUGGCAAAGAGAAGUGUACUAGGUGGACUUCUUCCUGAGUCGUUGUUGUAUGUUCUGGAGCGUAGCGGACCUGCUGCUUUUGCUGCAGCAAUGGUAUCUGAUUCUGAUACCCCGGAGAUUAUCUGGACGCAUAAGAUGAGGGCAGAACAUCUUAUUCGUCAGGUUUUGCAGCAUCUGGGAGAUUUUCCGCAAAAAUUAUCACAGCACUGCCAUUCACUGUAUGACUAUGCACCCAUGCCUCCAGUAACAUAUCCAGAGCUGAAGGAUGAGAUGUGGUGUCAUCGUUAUUACCUCCGGAAUUUAUGUGAUGAGAUAAGGUUUCCAAAUUGGCCUAUUGUUGAACAUGUAGAAUUUUUACAGUCAUUGUUGGCAAUGUGGCGUGAGGAAUUAACUCGUCGGCCUAUGGAUCUUUCUGAGGAAGAAGCAUGCAAGAUACUGGAGAUAUCUUUGGAUGACAUUACUGUUGCUGAUGAUGGCUGUAGUAAGCCAGCUAGAGAGAUGAAGGAAGACAACUAUAGCCCAAGCAAGCAGGUUGAAAACAUUGAUGAAGAAAAGCUUAAGCGUCAGUAUAAAAAAUUGGCUAUAAAAUAUCACCCCGACAAAAAUCCUGAGGGAAGAGAGAAAUUUGUUGCUGUGCAGAAGGCUUAUGAGCGGUUGCAGGCGACAAUGCAAGGACUUCAAGGUCCACAAGUUUGGAGGUUGCUGCUUUUGCUGAAAGGACAAUGUAUUUUAUAUAGACGUUAUGGUGAUGUCUUGGAACCUUUCAAAUAUGCUGGCUAUCCUAUGUUGCUUAAUGCGGUAACUGUGGAUGAAAGUGACAACAAUUUCCUUUCAUCUGAAAGAGCAUCUCUUCUAAUUGCCGCAUCUGAACUAAUUUGGCUAACGUGCGUUUCUUCUUCCUUGAAUGGUAAGGAACUUAUCAGGGAUGGUGGCAUAUCUUUGCUUGCAGCACUACUUUCUCGCUGUAUGGGUGUAGUACAGCCAACAACUCCUCCAAAUGAACCUGCAACAAUCAUUGUCACAAAUGUGAUGCGUACAUUUUCAGCAUUAAGUCAAUUUGACACUGCAAUAACAGAGAUGCUGAAGUUUGGCGGCUUGAUUGAGGAUAUUGUUCACUGUACUGAACUGGAACUUGUUCCAUUGGCUGUUGAUGCCGCCCUUCAGACUGCAGCACAUGUUUCCGUGUCUGCUAAAAUGCAGGAUGCUUUGCUUAAAGCUGGUGUAUUAUGGUAUCUAUUGCCUCUGUUACUGCAGUUUGAUUCUACAGCAGAGGAAAAUGAUUCGGGUGAAGCACAUGGUGUUGGGGCUAGUGUGCAGAAAGCUAAAAAUCUCCAUGCUGUCCGUGCCGUCCAGGCUCUUUCAAGGCUAUGUGGUUAUGGUGGUGAUGGGGUGCCAAUUCCAUAUAAUCAUUCAGCUGAUAAUGCACUCAGGGCAUUGCUAACUCCUAAACUUGCUAGCAUGCUAAAAGCUCAAGAGCCAAAGGACCUUCUAUCAAAUCUGAAUUCUAACCUGGAGUCUCCUGAGAUUAUUUGGAACUCUUUGACUCGGGCAGAACUUCUUAAAUUUGUAGAUGAUCAGCGUGCCAAUCAAGGCCCUGAUGGUUCCUAUGAUAUGACUGAAUCAUAUUCCUUUUCUUAUCAAGCACUUUCUAAAGAGCUACGUGUUGGUAACGUGUAUCUGAGGGUGUAUAAUAAUCAACCAGAUUAUGAGAUAAGUGAUGCAGAGACCUUCUGUGUCGCUCUUCUUGAAUUUGUAUCAGAUCUGGUGCAUAAAUUGAGUCAUUUGAACUCUUAUGUCCAAACUAGGGCUGAUCCUAAUAAUGCUCUUAAUGAGCCAUCAAAUGUUCAGGAUAGACAAAACAAUGUGGAAGCUUCUGAUGAUGGCUUUCUAUCCUCCAGAAUAGAAGAGAAAAACAAGGAAGAAGAUGAACCAGUGAAGAAUCUUAAAGUUGGAUUGAUUGCUCUUCAGAACCUGUUGACACGCAAUCCAAGCCUAGCUGCUAUUUUUUCAAUGAAGGAACGACUUGCACCUCUUUUUGAGUGUCUUACUGUUGGUUUUCCUGCUGGGAACAGUAUACCUCAAAUUUGUCUUGCUGUACUUUCGCUGUUAACGGCAUAUGCUCCUUGCUUGGAGGCUAUGGUUGCAGAGAGGGAAAGCCUUAUCCUUCUUUUGCAAUUGCUCCACAGCAGUCCUGCGUGUAGAGACGGAGCUCUGGCUGUACUUUAUUCUUUAGCAAGCACCCCGCAGCUGGCUUGGGCUGCAGCUAAACACGGUGGAGUGGUCUAUUUUCUGGAACUUAUUUUACCAUUACAAGAAGAAAUUCCUUUGUCACAGAGAGCGGCAGCGGCUUCACUGUUGGGCAAGCUGGUUGGACAGCCAAUGCAUGGACCUAGGGUGGCCAUAACUUUAGCAAGGUUUCUACCAGAUGGCUUGGUUUCGGUCAUUAGAGAUGGACCUGGUGAGUCUGUGAUUGCCGCACUCGAACAGACAACUGAAACUCCUGAACUUGUUUGGACACCUGCAAUGGCUGCUUCUCUUUCGGCACAGUUGUCAACAAUGGCAACUGAUCUUUACAGAGAACAAAUGAAAGGCAGUUCUGUUGACUGGGACAUAACCGAGCAAUCAUCCGGUCCACAUGUUAUGAAAGAUGAGCCACAGGUUGGAGGCAUUUACGUCAGACUAUUCUUGAAAGAUCCUAAGUUUCCCUUGAGAAAUCCUAAACGAUUUCUGGAAGGACUUUUGGAUCAAUAUGUUUCAUCAAUUGCUGCUACACAUUAUGAAACACAAGCUGUUGAUCCUGCGCUUCCUUUGCUUCUGUCUUCUGCAUUGGUGUCCCUGAUACGGGUUCAUCCCACCCUAGCAGAUCACGUUGGUUAUCUUGGUUAUGUUCCAAAACUUGUUACUGCUAUGGCCUAUGAAGGAAGGCGAGAAGCGAUGACAUCUGUGGAAGGGAAAACUGGAAGUGAAGAUGGAUCAUCAGAGGCUGGUGAAGAGACUGCACAAGGGCGUGUGCGUCGAAGUUGUUUGCUUGUGCUGCAUCAUCUGGCUAAUAGCACAACCUGUGCUGAAGCUAUGGCAGCGACAAGUGCAGGAACUCCCCAGGUCGUACCUUUACUCAUGAAGGCAAUAGGGUGGCAAGGCGGUAGUAUACUUGCAUUAGAGACUCUAAAACGUGUUGUUGUUGCUGGAAAUCGAGCAAGAGAUGCAUUAGUUGCUCAAGGGUUGAAGGUUGGCCUCGUUGAAGUGUUGCUUGGAGUUCUUGAUUGGAAAGCUGGAGGAAGAAAUGGUCUCUGCUCACAAAUGAAGUGGAGUGAGACUGAAGCUUCCAUUGGUCGCGUCCUAGCUGUCGAGGUUUUGCAUGCAUUUGCAACUGAUGGUGCUCACUGUGCCAAAGUUCGUGAAAUAUUGAAUGCUUCUGAUGUUUGGAGCGCCUAUAAAGACCAAAGACAUGAUCUGUUUCUUCCUUCCAACGCUCAGUCUGCUGCAGCAGGAGUUGCAGGGCUCAUUGAGAGUGCUUCCUUAAGGCUCCCUUAUGCCAUCACAGCUCCGCCACCCCAGCCCGUGCUUUCCAGGCUUCCUUCUACCGCUGCAGCCCCCACAAUCUUCAAUGAGAAUGAUUGCUGACCGACGAAUCCGAGAAAUACAGCACACUUUUCUGUUGGGUACAUAAUGUAUAGUUUCUUGAUUUUUAAUACUAAUGGUUGAGAGGGUUAAUUUUAUUUUAAUUGUAAAAGUUGAUUUUUGGCGGGCAUUUUUUUUUGUAUAGUUUGUUUAUAAAUUAUUUAUACUGCAUAAGCAAGUAUUUUUAGGGUGUAUAUCGAUCA
Molecule: messenger RNA, 8407 nt
Organism: Phalaenopsis equestris
Lineage: Eukaryota; Viridiplantae; Streptophyta; Magnoliopsida; Asparagales; Orchidaceae
Product: dnaJ homolog subfamily C GRV2
Biological process (GO): endosome organization; receptor-mediated endocytosis; regulation of early endosome to late endosome transport
Cellular component (GO): endosome membrane
Source: RefSeq, a predicted model, not a curated record